GCUAUAUAUUUAAACGGAGAUGCGGCCUCUUGUUUCGAAUCUCAAUUGGACUUGAUAGUCUCAUUCCAGGUUUUGCAAAUUUUUCUUUUCUUGCCGCACUUUUUCUUGAAUCUGUGAGAUAAGACAGUAUGAGUGGCUUCCUUUUUUACAAGCCCAAUUCCAAUCCAUCCCGUUUCUCAAAGGAGGAGCGAUUCAGCCUACACCUAUCCUCCGCUUCUACGCCAGGCAUUGCAUGUCAGAUGAGAGAUGAGGACUGUCUAUCCAGCAAUAGAAUAGCAGCUUCCGGCAAUUUCUCUGCUCUUUCUCAUCAUAGAUCUGCUUGCGAUAACAAUGCAUGCGAACGUCCUUCCGGUGAUGUAUCUCAUUGUGCUUCUGCGUCCUCACCAGACAUGAGUGGCAUACAGCACGAUGAGAUCGGUUCUCUGGCGGGCCUUUUCCUUCCGUCGGACACGAACACGAACGAGGGUUGCAGCUUGGACAUCCCCCAGCAAGUGAUUCAUUUGCGAGACGUUGGCCCUUAUUUACCAAAUGAGACCAUUAGUCUUGGCCACUUCAGCUCCAAGGAAACACCUUCUGCCAAAAAUGCUGUCCUGAUAACGAGGGAAGGGUGCCCUUCCACAACUGAGCCAAAUUUUUGCCCACGGGAAAACCUUGGAAGUCAAGGAGGUUCAGCUGUCACCCAGAGUUUUGAAGAAGAGCAGCCGAUCGUACAUGAUUUACUUCAACGUUCAAUAUCUUCUUCCGGGUCUCCGCCAUCACUACCUGGAACGGAUCUUCAUGAGGUUUCUCUGGCUGAGGGUUUUCAUGAAAGCACUGGCACAAACACUGUCAAUCUAAAUUCUCCCAGUGGAAGUGGCAUUGAUAUGCGACAUGCUUUCAAGCCGUGUGAGGCGCAGUCAAAUGCGAAUGAUACCGCGAAUGAUACCAUGCAACUAGAUGUCUCGGUUGACGACUUUGGGAGAUUCGGAGUCUAUCGAGCCCAUGCAAAACUUGGCUGUGGAUGUCACGACACCAGCAGAGCUAGAAACUGGGAUAGAGAGCAGAUUGUCUGAAGAACAGAACCUCGAGGAGAAUGGCCCGGUUGCCCCGGGCACUCCUUGUGAAGAAAUUUCUGACAUGAAUGAUGGUGUCAAUCCAUCAGACCAACCGCUUGAGGGGCAUCGGUUUAUCGGCUCGCGUUCAAUUGCAUGUCAAUCGCCCUCGUCCUGCAGAGAGACAAACGGUGUUCAUAUC
Aspergillus ruber CBS 135680 is the source of this 1233-nucleotide messenger RNA. RefSeq lists its product as uncharacterized. NCBI's taxonomy places the organism in Eukaryota, Fungi, Ascomycota, Eurotiomycetes, Eurotiales, Aspergillaceae. The record is from RefSeq and is a predicted model, not a curated record. The transcript has 3 exons. Bases 129 to 1052 code for a protein of 307 amino acids.